Mycena citricolor is the source of this 682-nucleotide messenger RNA. NCBI's taxonomy places the organism in Eukaryota, Fungi, Basidiomycota, Agaricomycetes, Agaricales, Mycenaceae. The record is from the annotation of a GenBank genome assembly.
CUUCCAAUACAUUAGCUGGUCAAUUUGGCAUGUAGUCGACGGUAGGAAUGCAUCAUCCACCCCUAGAACGAAGUGUCUGCACGCCUGGCAGAAUGACCCAAGCAGCCCAUCCAUUUUUGGUCCGAACGUGACCCAGUCGAUUCCUCCGAUGGUAGCGCCAAGGGUCGCAUUCGACUGCCACUUCCACGCGUCGCACGAUAGACGAGCCGGAACUUCCUCGCUGACCAAUCCCGCCUUCUACGGACAGUAUUAAUGCAAAUCACAGUGCUUGAAGACAUCAGUGCGUACCAUCGGAGUCGAACGUCAAGCUACGUGCCUUCAGACUUCGGAUUUGUCGGCCGAUUGCGUGUAAAGCCAGACAGCGAGAAUUUCCACUCGUUUCGGGAAUGACACGCCCGAAGUCACGAAGUUGCGCUGAGUCCUCAUCCUGCACCCAAGCUCGCACAAAUAAGACAGCUGUAAUUCCUCGGCCAGACAUGACUAAGCAUGUCAUUCGAUCUGAUCCCUUUCCCAACAUCAAGUUCAAUUGACAAGGCCGUUGUCAGUCUUGUGGGUCCUCGGAUGAGGUGGUCAGGCACGGAGCCGAAGUGAAGGAUGCUGUGCAGUAGGAUCGGACCCGGGCGGGGUCGGCAAAUAUCGAACAUGAAAUAGCGGAAGCGAAAAUAAAACCAUUGGAGAGAUC